AUGGAAAUGAGAAUACAAAUAUUUAUUGUAUUUCUUACUAUUGUCGAUAUAUCGACAGUGUGCUCACAACCAACAGAAAGCGAAUUUAGCUCAACAACUAAUGCACUUUCAGUGUUAUCAAAUUUGGAAUAUCAAUUAGCACAGUGUCGAGGAGAGAAUAAAACUCAAACCAUUUCAACCAUAUUACGUGGUAUCCAAAAACUUCAAACGCAUAGCGAAAAUAAUAACAAUAUCGAAAUCAAACUGAAACAAAAAGAUGAGAUAAUCGUAUGCCAUGAAGAUCAGUUAGUAGAUAAAUCAAAUCUUCUGGAUAUACAAGUCUAUAAAACCAGCAAAGCUAAGCAGGAUAUAUUCGAUUACAAAGCGCAAAUCAAAAGCUUGCAAUCAACCAUAUUAUCCCAGAAUACUAUUAUCAACAAAACUAAAGUUGAAAUAAUAGAAUGGAAGUCGAAAAAUCAAAAUAAAAACGGAGAUAUUCAGAAUGAAAAAAAGGAGACGGAAUUAACUCAAGACGAGCUAAGUAACUGUGAAAAACGAUGUAUUAACAGGAGUAACCAGCUGAAUGAAUCACUGCAACAAUUGAAGCAUUGUAUUAACUUAAAAGACACAUUUAAGAAAGAUCUUCAGAUAAAGGAACUUGACUUAAAGGAAUGCCAGAAGCAGACAAUUCCUCUUCCCACCUCGUGUUUAAACAUUACGAGACAGGGAAUUUUUGAGAUAGAACUUCCAAAUGGAGAUCCUCUUAAAGUGAAAUGCGAUGGUAUUGGUUGGAUGGUCAUUCAGCGACGAUUCGAAGGGCAAGAAGAUUUUAAUAAGAACUGGGAGGAAUACCGCAAUGGAUUUGGUGACUUGAGAGGGGAGUUUUUCAUAGGAUUGGAAAAUCUUCAUCUUAUUACGAGCUCAACGAAACACGAGCUGUAUAUUUAUGUGUUUAACAGAGGCGUUAGUUAUGGAACAUAUGAUAACUUUAGGAUCGGAAAUGAAGAUUCCCUCUACGAGUUGGAAUCAAUAGGGAAUUUUACCGGUAUUGAGCCUAAUAAUUUAGAAGCCAACGUUAAGCAGAAAUUUUCAACAUACGAUAGAAAUAAUAUUCCAAAUGCUUAUCAACAUUGUGCCGAGCAUCCCAUGGGCGGUUGGUGGUAUCCAGCAAAUUGUGGUGAGAGUAAUCUAAAUGCAGCAUAUAGAUAUGGCAAAGGCAUCAUUUGGCACUCGGGUGGUGCAACCUCAACGGAGAUGAAGAUUCGCCCACUUUAAAAACGUGCAAAGUCUCACAUAAUUAAAUUACUUGUCGAGUACUAAUUUCUUCAAUCAUAAAAAAUGGAUUUUCUUUUGUCAAUAAAUUCAGAUCAAAUGAUUUUGUAAUCUGUCAAA
Messenger RNA from Drosophila nasuta, 1371 nucleotides. RefSeq names its product angiopoietin-1-like. The coding region runs from base 1 to 1254 and encodes 417 amino acids. The record is from RefSeq and is a predicted model, not a curated record. NCBI's taxonomy places the organism in Eukaryota, Metazoa, Arthropoda, Insecta, Diptera, Drosophilidae. The transcript has 4 exons.